GCUGAUAGCUGUACAGUGUGUGACAAUGCAGCCAGUGAGGUGACGCUUUAUUGUUUCUACGGUGACCAUGUAAACCUGACUUGCUCAGGCAGCAAUAUUUGAUUUCUUUCCCUGGUUGAGUUUUCAGGACUUCAAAUACUUAAGAUGAGUCUGUGGUCGUUGCAAAAUCUUGUUACAGGUGUAGGUAAUUCCGAAGCAUCAUGUCCAGUGACAAGCUAUUGCCUUGGGCCCAAUAUAUGGCUUCAGGGACUAAAAAUGGGAACUGCCCUUUGGAAAUGCUUUCUGGGAACAGGAAUAGACCCAGAACCUCUCCUGUCUAUUCUGCUGCAAUCAGAGACCCAAGAAGAGAUCUAAUGUCUGCUAAAUCAUGUAUGCUUUCCAAGAAAUGGCCAGCUCAAAGACUUUCUGCUUCCAGCCUGAAGUGCAGAGGAUCUGUGGAAACCGAAACAUUUCUGGCCAUAUCACCUGGCUACAGUAUGAAGAGAACCAAGGACCAUAUUGAAGUGACAUUAGAUGAAGAGUUUUUUGGGGGUGCUUUGCCAAAUGUAAAAUUGCCAGCCACACCUAGACCACUAGUAGACAAUAAUAUACAGAAUGAGCAAACAAGUUCUCAGAAGCCAAAGAAGAAAGAAAAAGCAUUAAUAAGUCAAGGUUUUGUGGAAGAUUUGCAGGAGCAAAUUGCUAAGCUGACUGCGAUGCUGGAGCAGGAAACAUCAGAACACCAGAAAACAAGGAUAAGACUGAACCAUGAACUGGAGAAGAAAGUUUCAGAGCUAAAAAUGCAAAAAGAAGAGGAAAUCAGGAUUCUCCAGGAGGAGCAUGACACCAAGCUGUUUGCUCUUAAACAAGAAGACAUUGCUAAACUAUCACGAGAGAAGGAAGAGGCUGAAGGCAGAUAUGAGGAACUGCUGAAAGAACUGAAACUAGUGAAAAGCUCUUUUAAGACUUAUCAGGAGAGCCUGUCAGAGGAGGUGAAUGAGGAAUGGCUGAGGAAGGAGGCCACGUUAAAAGAUUCAAGUGAAGAACAAAAGUCGAUGGAACUGUCAAAGCAAAGGCAGUCACUGUUGGGUAUGUUUGAAAUGCAGAAAAAGGAAAUACAGAAAAGAGCCUUGGAAGAACAAGCCAUGAUACAACAAAGCUAUGAAGCACAGAUUGAAGAAGUCUGGAAGAAAUACAGAGAAGCUACUCAAGAAACAAAGAUGUUUAAUGUGUUGAAAAUGCACCAACAGACAGAGAUUAAUGACAAAGCUGAAGCCAUACUGGCAAUCAAAAUGGAAUUAAAGCAAGCCCAUGAAGAGAUUGAGAAAUUGAAAAAUCAAAUUCACAAAAUUGAGAACAAUUUUGACCAAAAUGUCAGCAAAGUGGAGUCAAGAUACAAGAACAGAAUCCAGACUCUUAUGAAUGAGAAUUCAGAUUUAAGGUAAAAGAAUCAUACUAUUUGAUGGUUUUGUUAAAUCUGUAGUAACACCAAAUCUCCAC
Messenger RNA from Rana temporaria (common frog), 1479 nucleotides. RefSeq names its product flagellum associated containing coiled-coil domains 1 (gene FLACC1). Bases 201 to 1424 code for a protein of 407 amino acids. Gene Ontology annotation, cellular component: cytoplasm. The transcript has 16 exons. The record is from RefSeq and is a predicted model, not a curated record. Lineage: Eukaryota; Metazoa; Chordata; Amphibia; Anura; Ranidae.